AUGAAUGCAAACGAAAGAUUUAUUUUUCGUUUAAAGAAGCCGUUAUUGAUAAGCGAAAUAACAUCUUUGCUGGAAGAUCCGCCUACAUCAAAAAUUUUCAACAACUUACCCAUGAAGGUCGUUAAUGAACCAUCUUUAUUUUGGGAUAGCACUGAUUUGAAAGCAUCAAAGGUUAUAGAAUUUGUUUUGAAAACGACAGACGAAAAGACGAUUCAUGAUUUUUGGCAAAUCUUAAGCGAACACUUGCCGAUGCUUUAUAACGAGUUGCAACAAGAGAUAGCAGCAGAAAAUAGAAAUAUACGCAUAGAUUUUCAAGUAAAAUAUGAAUCCCAUUACAUCACACAGAAAUAUUUCGGUUCGGCUAAAAAUCUUCCUGAAAGAGAGAAAACCAAAAUUGAGGAAUUUUUAGUUCUUAGAACUCAAACUGUUAAAAACUGUUGGCAGUUUAAAUAUCAAUGCAUUGAAACCAAACUAAGAGAGGCUGAAAGUUUAGUGAACGAUUGUGAUGUCACCAUAGGAAAGUUGGCUUUAAAUUUGGAAGAAAAAUUGGAUAAACAAAAAAGGAAACUUUUGAAUUUUUUACCGGACGAUAAGCAAAUGAGAAUUAAAUCAGUGAUGAUGAGAUGCAAUGGAGAAUAUCCCACUUCCAGAAAGAUGUCGUGGAGGAAGUUGAAUACCAUAAUAAAUAAACAAAACACACUUUUAGAUUUCUGCAUAAUCGUUAGUGAAGAAAUAAUUAAAAGAAGGAACAAAGCACUGAAGAUUUUAAACGUUAAAAACAAGUUGAUUGACGUUGAACUUGAUAAAGAAUUAGGAGAUACUUUAAACAACUAUUCAAUAAUAAUGAAAGAGUUGCGAGAAAACUUGGCUGCAGAAAAAGAAAAAUCAAGUAAAAAAGACAACGAAAUAAAAAAUUUGAAACAAGAUUUAAAAUUUUUGUCAUCAGAAAAAGAUCACGAUAUUAUAAUGAUGGCUUCGAAUCUACAAAAGGUUAGAGAAAUAUCGAUCAAAUUUGAAAAAGAAUUAGAAGCCACAAAAGCAAAAUUAAUGGAAACAAAACAUGAAUUAUAUAGAAAAACUCGUUUAUGUGAAGACGGUUCCGAUCAAAAAUCUGCAUCCUAA
Helobdella robusta is the source of this 1122-nucleotide messenger RNA. RefSeq lists its product as hypothetical. The transcript has 2 exons. The record is from RefSeq and is a predicted model, not a curated record. Bases 1 to 1122 code for a protein of 373 amino acids. Lineage: Eukaryota; Metazoa; Annelida; Clitellata; Rhynchobdellida; Glossiphoniidae.